Messenger RNA from Symbiodinium sp. CCMP2592, 1608 nucleotides. NCBI's taxonomy places the organism in Eukaryota, Dinophyceae, Suessiales, Symbiodiniaceae. The record is from the annotation of a GenBank genome assembly.
AUGGGAGCCUCCACGAGCCUUGCGCGGGUGGGCUGCCAACGCCGGGCCCGGACAGAGUACCGCCGUAAUUGGCUGUGUCACCUGGGCGACGAGCUCUUCCUGCAUAUCUGCGAUGCUCUCGAGGCACCCAGCCUUGGCGCGCUGGGCAGCACGAGCUCGACGAUGGCGAGGCACUUGAGCAGCGAGGCCGCCUGGCGUCAGGCCUGCUACGCCUACGGCGGCCCUCUGCAGGCGGCCAAUGCCAAGACCUUGCUGCAAGGCAUGCGGCUUCUGUGGCUUGGAUGGGAGCUGAAGGAGGCGCCUUUAGCGCCGCCGGCACGGGACAGCCAUGCGGCCUUUGCUGCCUCUUUCGGGAUCCUGGUUUUCGGAGGGAAACAGCUGGGCCAGCGGCGCUUCCUGAACGAUCUCUGGGUCCUGGACGUCGCCACGGGCCGCUGGGCGGAGGCUGCGAGCGCGAGCGGCGAGGGCCCCGCGCCCAGGGCCUUCAACGCCGAUGGUGGGGCCGGUCCGGGCGGUGUUCUCCGAGACGGUCUCGGCCGCGAGUGGCUGGUGAUCUUCGGCGGACUUCGAGGCGAGGGUUUCCGGGACAACGAAACCUGGGCGCUGGGUCCCUUGGUGGGUGGCCUGGAGGCAGCUGCCGGCUGGCAGUGGCGGGAGCUGCAAGGAGGUUCCGGAGCUCAAAGCCGAGAGAGGCCCACGCCGCGGUUCCAUCACACGCAGACAGUGCUGAGGCCGUCGACCUUGGCAGUGGUGGGUGGCCACAACUUCAUGGUCAGGCCAAUUUUGGGCUCUGCCCUUCUCAGUUUCGAUGUCGGCGAAGGCGAAGGACUGGAGGAUGUGCGGUGGCGGCACCUCGAUGAGGCCGAAGGGGCCCCGGAAGCACGGGCUUACCACGCAGCAGCAGAGUUUCGGCAGCAGCUGGUGCUCUUUGGCGGUGAGGUGCGCAGCCCCUUCAAUGGCUACGAGGUGCAGCGAGACACUUGGCUCCUGGACCUGUCUGGGUCCUGGAGGCGUCUCAAUGCCGAGUUCCCAGUAGGCCGCAGCCGAGCAUCGGCGGCCGUUGUCUCGGAUCGUUUCCUUUGCAUCAGCGGUGGCUACGAGCUGGCGCCAGGCCGCGCCGCACCGAUGGUCCAGCUGCAAAUUUGCGCGGACCUGUGGAUGCUGGAUUUGCUGAAUCCUGACGGCGGCUGGAGCAAGGCUUGUGACACUCGGCGUUCCGGGCGCCUGGACGCCAUGGCAACAGUCCUGCAUGACGGCAAGACGCUGCUGAUCUUUGGUGGCCACGAUGGCUCACAGUUGAAUGAGUUUGGAGAUCCGACCGGAGGCUAUGCGCCAGCAUCGGACACCCUUGGCGUCCGCUUCCGUGCGGAUGGCACUGUAGUCACGGCCAGAUAUGCAGGCGAGACCGCUGGGAACCAGUCCAGCUUCUCUGCUCUGGUGGCGUCACACAGCCCCGAGCGCGUGGUCGCGCUUGGGGGGGCGGGCGCGGACGACAACGGCGAUCGACGGACAUGGAAGCUCUCCACUUUGCAGCUAUGCUGGCAGGCGGAGGAAGUGGAGCACUUGGAUGCUUUGCAAACCACGGAGCGAGUGGACGCAGCGUGGUAG